AUGUCUUCGGAUUCCAAAUCACGCGAACCUUCUCCUUCGACUUCAUCUUCUCGCAAGCGACCUCGUACAGAAAUAACACCGGAGGAACGCAGAGAGGCACGAGCUCAUCGAAAUCGUAUCGCGGCACAAAACUCUAGGGACCGCAAGAAAGCACAUUACUCGCUUCUCGAACGUCGAGUUGCCGAACUCGAAGAAGAAAAUCGGCGAUUGAAAGCUGGACUACCUGUACCAACGCCAGCGCCAACAACAUCACAGGGGGAACAGGAUGCAAAGGAUAAGGAGAAUCAAGAGUUACGAAUGAGGAUAGCGACUCUUGAGGAGGGUCUCGAGGCUGUUGUGAAAGCAUUUACAACUCAUGGUGUACCCUCUGCUCUCACCGGAGCAGGGUCAGGUUCAAUCGCUGCACUGUCCAGCGGUCUGGCUGGUCCGACCGGGUCUACGACCUCGCCUUCCGCACUGACAGCGACGAUACCAUCGCCUUCUUCAUCACAUCCAUCACCGAUGUCUCCUCCUACAACAUUAACGCCCUCUACAGAUUUAUCCUCAACUCCUUCAUUCCCUGUACCUUCGAUCAACGACUUAUUUAGCACCCCAUCUUCUUCCACCUUAUCACUGUCAUCCGCUCCUACACCUUUACCUACCCCUACCCUGAUAAUAUCUUCAGAGUCAGGUUCUUCUGAGCCAGAGUCCACUCGCCACCUAGCACGGGUGGCGACCAUGCGAGCAACCCCUCGUAUGUCCCUGCAGCGGGUGGACUUGAGCUCAGCUUUGACACCUCCGCACCUACACCUUUCGGGCACGGAAACGACGAUGACAACCUUACUUUCCCAUCCCUCUCCUCCACUCUCCCGGACUUCCCUACCACUAUCGAUAACGAGACAAUGGAAACUCUCCUCCGCGAGAUCCUCAACGGUGACACCGGUGUCGUCCUCACAAAGGAGACCGAGAGUUUACCGUCUGUUGAUUUGCUCCCGGUUGCCGGACCGGGACAAACCCAAGAGACAAAAACGACGACGGCAGCGGAUGCUACCCCGUCGCAAGUGA
Messenger RNA from Marasmius oreades (fairy-ring Marasmius), 1044 nucleotides. RefSeq lists its product as uncharacterized. Gene Ontology annotation, molecular function: DNA-binding transcription factor activity. NCBI's taxonomy places the organism in Eukaryota, Fungi, Basidiomycota, Agaricomycetes, Agaricales, Marasmiaceae. Gene Ontology annotation, biological process: regulation of DNA-templated transcription. The coding region runs from base 1 to 1044 and encodes 347 amino acids. The record is from RefSeq and is a predicted model, not a curated record. The transcript has a single exon.